UUAGGUGCUAUAUAGUAAAUAAUUCCAUCAUUGGAGGAGCAGAGGCUGAAAAGAUAUUUUAAAAUGGAAGGAAGUUCAGAAACAGCUGCUCAAUUUGAAGAUGUCUCACUGAAAGACAUCAAAACAAAUGAAAAAGUCAAAAUUUACCCAACAUUUGAAAGUAUGGGUUUGAAGAAAGAAAUCCUACAGGGAAUAUAUGCUUAUGGAUUUAGAAAACCAUCUGCUAUUCAGCAGCACUGUAUAGUGCCUCUGAUUGGAGGCUAUGACUUGAUAGCCCAGGCUCAGUCAGGCACUGGCAAGACAGCCACCUACAGCAUAGCUCUACUCCAGGUGCUCAGAUCGAGAUCAAGAGAAACACAGGCCAUUAUUUUGUCUCCCACCAGAGAACUAGCAUCUCAAAUCCAGAAGGUAGUUCAGUCCCUGGGAGACUUUAUGUCAGUGCAGUGCCAUGCUUGCAUUGGAGGCACCAACUCUGCACAUGACAUCAAGAAGCUCCAGCUUGGCCAGCAGGUUGUUUCUGGCACUCCUGGACGAGUGCUUGACAUGAUCAAGCGGACUAAACUUAAAACUAAAGCAAUUAAGUUGCUGAUAUUGGAUGAGGCUGAUGAGAUGUUACAACAUGGUUUCAAGAAACAAAUCUAUGGUGUUUACAGAUAUUUGCCUGCUGAGGUUCAGGUGGCUGUGGUCUCGGCUACUCUGCCGGAAGAAGUGUUGGAAAUGACCUCAAACUUCAUGGCUGAUCCUGUCAAAAUUCUUGUGCCAAGGGAUGAGCUCUCACUGGAAGGCAUCCAGCAAUACACUGUUCCUGUAGAGAAGGAGCAUUGGAAAUUCGACGCACUCUGUGACAUGUAUGAUAAAAUCCUUGUGAAACAAGCCAUCAUAUUCUGCAACUCGCGGAAAAAGGUGGAUUGGUUGACGAAGAACAUGCGUGAAGCGGGCUUCUCUGUGUCGUGUAUGCACAGCGAAGUGAAGCAGAAGGAAAGAGACGCCAUCAUGAAGGAGUUCCGCUCCGGCGUAUCCCGUGUGCUCAUUACAACCGACAUCUGGGCGCGUGGCAUUGAUGUGCAACAGGUAUCACACGUGAUCAACUACGACCUGCCAUCGAACAAGGAGCAAUACCUGCACCGCAUUGGACGGUCUGGACGUUUUGGUCGUCAGGGCGUCGCUAUAAAUUUCGUCUGCUCCGAAGACAAGCCAUUAAUCCGGGCUAUUGAGAAACAUUAUUCUAUUAAACUAAAAGAUCUUCCCGAUCCUGAUCGGUAGCUUUAUAGGAAAAAACGAUUUUGCUACAGUG
Molecule: messenger RNA, 1294 nt
Organism: Hyalella azteca
Lineage: Eukaryota; Metazoa; Arthropoda; Malacostraca; Amphipoda; Hyalellidae
Product: eukaryotic initiation factor 4A-III
Exons: 8
Coding region: 64-1263 (399 amino acids)
Cellular component (GO): nucleolus; catalytic step 2 spliceosome
Molecular function (GO): ATP binding; RNA helicase activity; mRNA binding
Source: RefSeq, a predicted model, not a curated record